Messenger RNA from Plasmodium vinckei vinckei, 846 nucleotides. RefSeq names its product fam-a protein. Bases 1 to 846 code for a protein of 281 amino acids. The transcript has 6 exons. The record is from RefSeq and is a predicted model, not a curated record. NCBI's taxonomy places the organism in Eukaryota, Apicomplexa, Aconoidasida, Haemosporida, Plasmodiidae.
AUGAAUAAAGGAUAUAUUAAGAUUACUUUGGCACUUUUAAGUGUCGUAGGAUGUAUACAAAAUAUAGCAUUUGCAAGCGAAACUGCUGCAACCACUAAUUCUUUAAAUAAAGAAUAUAAACAACAAUUAUAUAUCGACCCUAAAGAAGCUAAACAAGCAGCAAAUGUUAUGGCCGAGGCUUUAUCGGUUGCAAAAAAGCUUGCCAUACAUACAAAUGAUUAUAAAUUAUAUUCUAAGAAAUAUGAAGGAGCAUCUCUAUAUUUUAAGAGAGUAAAUAAUACUGACAUUGCAAAGCUUGAAGUUACAAUCCCCGACCCCAAUUAUUAUGAUAGUAUAAUAAGCAUGCUAAUGGAUCCCAGGGCCCCAAAGAACUUCUAUAAUGCGCACGUUGAAGGAGCCAUUUCUCGAAUAUACGAUCCAAAUUUAGUAAUUAUAAAACAGUAUUACAGAAAUAAUUCUGGACCAUGUCAAAGAUAUUGUCAUCUAUUAGCCAAAAAAACUGAAUUAUCAAAAGACGAAACUGCAAUAGUCUUUGUUUCACCAGAUGUAAAUGAUCAUGAUAGUAAAAAUAAUAAAAAUUAUGUAAAUCCUAUCAUAAGACGUGUAAACUCAUUCAAGCCUGAUAUUAAUUCUCGAGGAAGUAUCAGAAAUCGAAAUGCAUUAAAAAUGUAUGUUAACUUAGCAGCAUUUUUCAUUAAAAAGGAAGCUGAUUGCGUUAAAGUUACCUUUGUUGGCUCUAUUGAUCUAAAUCUUUCUCCCAAAGCCAAAGAACACGCUGUUAAAAAAGUAACAUCCAGCAUUAUUCUUGAUAUUGCCAAAAUAAGGGAUAUUUUUAAAAACGAAUAA